Molecule: messenger RNA, 2551 nt
Organism: Diatraea saccharalis (sugarcane borer)
Lineage: Eukaryota; Metazoa; Arthropoda; Insecta; Lepidoptera; Crambidae
Source: the annotation of a GenBank genome assembly
ACAGUACCUUAGUACCUUCUUCCUGGUCUGUGGUACUCUUUGAACGCCGCAAUUGAGUUUAUUUAUUUUUCAAUGUGUUAUACUUAUUUGUAUACAUGUAGUGUAAUGAAAUUAAAACGUUAAUGAACUGAGAAAAUAUGAAUACAUAUCAAGAUAACAUAAUAGUAAAUUCUUGCCAAUAUACACCAGUUUAUUUAGUGCAAGACACUGGCGCCAUUCAGGAACAAUGUUAUACAGUUGCCCAAAGUAAUGCAGACGAGGCGAAACCAUUAACUAAUAACCUCAAGAGAUUUUAUGAAAAUAGCGGCAUAUUUGAGAACAAUCAUGGAAACAAUGCUCCGAAUGUUUUAAAGCCACGAAUACUCAAAAAACAACAUAGCAAAUCAACAGGGAAUAACUUGAAAGUAGCUAAUUUUUUUCUACCAAAAAGUACCGAUGGUAAUAUACAAGAAAAUAACAACCUGAAUAAACAAUAUUUAACUUUAAACAACAUUGUAAUAAAACCAACCGUGACCCCUGCAAGUGUUAGUAAUACUGUGCCGAAAGUGGAAGUUGACAGAAAAAUUGUUAAACUUAAAAACUUUCCAAGUGCAUUUAAACAAUCACAAGAAAAAAUAUUACCAAAGAUCAAACCAAAGGAACAGCCACCUCUUGCGAAUCCUAUGAAACAUACCUCUGUACAAUUACUUAAGCUUGGUGAGACAUAUCACAGUCUCAACCAAUUAAGCAAUGAACAAAUGAAAAUGGUCAAUCAAGCCUUGAAGAUAUUUGACAAUCCUGAAAAAACAAAAUCAUUGGAACCAACAUAUGAUCCUGUAACAAACACUCACUUUAUUUAUAAAGUUGUAUCUCCAAAAUCAAUAUCUGUUGUUGGCAAAAAUAAAAUCACCACUAGCAACAGAAAAGAGGGAAAGAAAGAAUACAAAAAAGUCCAGGAACAAGAGAUGUUAAAACCUGACCCAGUGGCAAUGGGAGAGAAAAUAAAAAAGGAAAUUGAAGAAGACCCAGACCCACCUAUUGAAGUGAAGGUAACUAGAAGUGGUAGAAAAGUUAAAUUUCCAAAACAAAUGGUGCCUGAGAGAACUCUACACAAGCCUAAAAAGAAAACUGGUGCAAUAGUAUCAUGCUUCCAAUGCUUUACUGAAUUCUGCAGCUUAUAUCGAUUACAAAAACAUUAUCAGUACAAUCCCACACAUAUACCUGCUAAAAUACAUUCUAAUCUUUUCCACUGUUUGCUUGCCAUUGUCAAGAGUGGAUCUGAAGAAGAUAGAAGUAAUAUAUUUAUCCAACAGUUAGAGCUUCUAGUUGAAAAACUGAAAUCACUACUGCCUUGUCUAUUAUUAAACGAAAUUAACGGAAGUGAAAGCAAAUCGUGCACAAUAAAUGACGAAAUCGGAAGGUUAUUGGGUCUGAAUCCAGGAAAGUACAAUUUAAAUGUAGAUGCUCUCACCUGUGUUAAAGACAAUGAUGGAAAUUGCAAACACAAUCCCUCCUAUACUUCUAAUCCCUCACAAAUCAAUCAGAAUAAUCCAGAAUCAAAAAUACCUGACCAAAAUAGUUCUACCAAACAAAACAAUAUCACUAGUUUAAGUAAUGAUACAGAAGACUGCGCGAGAGUAAAUGCAGUUGAUAAAUGGCCUACAACUCAUAAGAGGCUUUGGAAUAAUAAACAAAAACAGAAGCAAAAAAUAGACGCAAAAAAAAUGAGACUGCUUUCAGAAAGCACCGAAUCAAUAAUAGAUAUGGGAAUAGAAGACUUAGUUAAUUUUGAACAUGAUGAAGGUGCAAUAAACGUGCAACCAAAAUCGUUAACUUUAUUAGACAAUUUAGACGUAAGUAAUGAAAACUCUAUACAAUCUAAAUUUGAUGAGAGUCAAAGUAAUACUGAUAUAUUAAGUGAUUCUAAUAAACCAUACCUUACGAACGAAACUUACACACAAUUUCAUAGCACGCACUUUGACAUAAGAUCAUCACCGAUAAAGCCUUCAGCGGCUGUAUUUCGUAGGUUUCAAAUUAAUCCUGAAAAACUUGCAAAAUAUGAUGAAGAUAUAAUUCGCCCCAUAGAAAAUAAACUAACUGAAAUUACAGAAAAAAACACAAUUCCUUGCGCCGAUGAAACCUCCGAUCUACAAAAUAUAUUUAGAGAUGAUCUAUCUAUCCAUCUUUCGCCAUGCAAAGACACGGCCGGCGAGAUAUGUCCAGAAUUAACGUUUGAAACAAGCAAAAAUUGGAUUGUUAUUGACGAUAAUUAUAAAUCAAACGAAAAUUUUAAAACAGAUGGUUUAGUUGAACCUUCUUCAUUACACGUUCAAGAAACAGUUACAGAUAAUUUAUCAAUAGGAAAUCUUAUGGAUACAAAUGAGCAAUUAGGAGACAACGAUAGUCGUCUAUCAAGUCAAAGUUCUUCAGUACUGAACUUCUUGGAAUCCUUGGGCAAUGAAUGCUUGUCUUAUCCUGAGACUGAAAUUAGAAAUAAUGUAACGGAGAACAUUGACUUUCAGUUGGAUUUAUUUUCAUUCAAUAAUGCAUAGUAAAAAGAACUAAUUAUAUG